Molecule: messenger RNA, 41992 nt
Organism: Xyrichtys novacula (pearly razorfish)
Lineage: Eukaryota; Metazoa; Chordata; Actinopteri; Labriformes; Labridae
Source: the annotation of a GenBank genome assembly
AUGGCUGUGGCACCUCGGGCCCCCGGGCUUUUACUGCCCUUGGUGCUCGCCCUGCUCAGCCUGACGCCGGCGCCCACUCUGGGAGGCUGCCCAGCGGCUUGCCGUUGCUCUUUCGCCAUGCUGCAGUGCCUGGAGCCCAAUGGGAUCGCCAGCAUCCCGGCGCUGGCGCCGCAAGAGAGCGAGAACGUGACGGAGAUGUGAGUAUGAGGAGACACCUGCUCCGCAUGAGUAUCAGGAACCUUUAAAGAUGAUCCGACAGGCUGGUUUCUCUCACUAUUUGUCUCGUCUGGCACUUUUGGUUGAUGUUGAAAACUUUGGAGAGUCUCAGUUGCAGAGUUUUGAUUUUCUUCUGGACUUUUUCUUGCUAAGAUCAAGUUUAAUUUUGGAGUUUCGGGUUAGGAAAACAUUUACACCAAAUCUUCUCUUCAGUAGUUUCAGUGAGACGGUUAAAAAUGUGUAAAAAAACCUUGUUUGGUUUCUGGCCGAGUGAUGGAGAUAAAAAGUUUGGGAGUUGUUCCAUCGACUAAAUCCAUCAUGGUUGUUUUCCGUUGAUUCGUCCUCCAACAACAGGUGCUUUGCUGCAUGCUCUGAGGUGACAGGUGUCCAGACUUUCUUACUCAUUUUCCUCUCAGUUGUUCGUUUGUUUGUUUGUUUUCGUGUGUCCACUCUUCUUCACUGAGAGAUAAUAACAGCGUCCAGAAAAGCAGCUAAAGAAAAGUCCUGAACACUGAUUUGAGGGGGACUGUGGAGAGUUUGUUCUUGGGGACUCAGCUCCAGAUUCUGCUCGGCGUAAAGUAAAUCUGCAGCUAUUAAAGACUCAUCAGUGUGGCAGUAAUUUACUCACUUUGGUCACUGGAAGUUAAUUAAAGCAGGAUGGUUGAAUCGGUUUCCAAUGAUACUGGACGUCUAUCACGGUUGUAGUGCAGCAGAGCGGACGAUUCAAGUUUUACUCUUAUGUCUGCUAAACUUUUAAAAAGCCACAAAAGGGUGGAGUUGAUGUUGCUUUGCUCUCCAUGUUGUUUCAUAUCUUAUAUUUAAUAUUUAUCUUUCUGAGUUGCUGUCUUGCACUAAUAUUUGUGGAUACGGUCGUGAACUUAAAGAUGGUUGGUUUUAAAGAUGUUUUGGUUGCAGAGUUAGUAAACAGCCCUAAGAAGAAUUUCCCAUUUGUGGUGCGAUGAUAAAGUCAACCUUAUCUCAUCUUUAACUUUUACAUGUGAGAAUAUUACACCAGCAUGUUUUUUUUUUACACAUUUCUGGUUCAAGAUUCGAAUCAUAUCUUGCAGAAACUGUUUGUUAAACAAACUCACUUUUACCACGUCUGUUGCUUCGAUUGUUUUUGAUAUAUUUGAUGUUGAAAUCAAACCUUCACUUUUGUCUUUACCAUAAGUUUGAGUGUCCCUGAAUCUACUCAUAGCCAUGCACCUCCUACAAAUGCAGACCUCAAACCCUGAGACUGCUCUGCUGGCUGGCUGGGUGGGGUCAUAUUCCCUGAAGAUUAUUUCAAAUCCUCUGAUGUUUCCGCUCUUUUCUUCGUUGCAGUAAAUGCACAACAAUCUGCUGCUUAACGUUUACCAACUUUAACAAAAUCCGCUCACAAACGAGCAGAAAAAGAAGCCGAACCAGAGACGAGCAGAGAGCAGCACUGCCAACUAGGGAUUAGGAGGAGUUUUACGAAGGAAUGUAGACGCUGUGAAACACAAGAAUAGAGCAAAGCAGUUGGGGCAACUAAGACAUGAGUUACUACGUCAUACCUACAGAGUAAAAACCCUUUUUCAGUAAUAUUUUAAUCUGCAAAAGGUGAUUUCUGGGCUCCAGUGAGAAGAUAAACAGAAAUCAUCUGCAGACACUGCAGGCAGUCUGACAAAAUCUAGAGAUGGGAAGUACGGCUCUUUUUAGUGAGUCAGACCAUUCGGCUCAGCUCACCAGGAAGAGCCGGUUCUUUCGGCUCCCAAACGGUUCUUCCUUUUACCACUUAAACAUUUUCUAUUACAGCCAAAUUUAACGUUGUUUGGCUUAUGAUAUAUACGUAUGCAUGCACUCUUAAACAAUUCAACAUCCAAAAAAUGGCUCACAGACAGGAAGAACUGGUUUGUUCAGGACCAACACAUCACUGACAAAAUCAACUUCCCAUUAAAUGAAAACAAGUUUUUCCCAAUCUGAAUAUUCAAAAUCCAACUGUAACAUGUUUCUGUCUCAGAUUAUCAUAUAAAUCAGAUUGUGCAGAGUUGGAUUGUCAUAUUUUAUUAAUAUGUUCCAUAUGUAAGUGCAAACACAGGAAGCCCAAGUCCACGGGGCAAAAAUACAGAAAAUAUAUUAGAUAUACAAAAAGUCUAGAAGUAGAAGAGUGAACCCUCAUGUCAACUGUGUUUUUAAACGCUCACAUACACAUGCAUACAAAGCGACAAGAGAAUGAUUUAGUGUACAUAUUUACAUAUGAUCUGAAGUGCAGGUGGUGGAUGUAAUCUGCUCUGAUGUAAAGAGGAUGUAAACAGUAAGUAUCCAAGUAAAGAGUGGAGCUGUACUGCAAAAUAAUGAAAUUUACGACAAUAACUGGCGUCAUUUUGCUCAAAUCGUGGUCAAAAAAAUAAAUAAAUCAAAGUUGUUUUUGGAUGUGUGUAGGUAGGCUAUGGUCUCAUGUCCCUUUAAGACGCUGUCCUACAUCAGAGAUGUGACUCCACCCCAUACAGUCUGUAACAAAGAGGGAAAGACAGGUGAGGAGAUGGAGGACGGAGAGAAAGUUAGGGCGGGGGUGAGCAGCUUGUGGAGUAGUUAUCGUCCAUUUAUCGUUAUCGAGGUGAACUGAUCAAUAUAUCGUGAUAUUGAUUUGAGGCCGUAUCGCCCAGCCCUAGUGCAAAGAAAAGAUUAUACGAUGCAAAAUACAGAACCGGGUGAUUCUGAAACAGUAGCAGCAGAGUCGACCCCUCUCCUUUAAUAUCGCUCAGCCCUGUUUUUUGUUUGUCUGCUCAUGGCGUUGAUUUUAACAACUCCAACUCCUGUGACGGCUGCAUCCUGGCCAGCACAAACACCACCUCAUGGACUCACAUGUUUAAGUUACGGACGACCUGAGGCAAUUAUUUUUCCAGUUUUUGAGCCUCGGGUUGAAAUUCCAUUUCUGAUGAGCACUGACCUGUGUGUACCUCUGAGGCUGAUCUGACCGAGUCCAUGUGUCCUCUUGGGUUCAAGUGGCGCUCGGAGAAUGAAACGGAGGAAGCGGCUGAGGAUGUGGAGUCCAUGCUGGGGUUUAUAGGCCACUUUCAUCACAGCCGCACAUGUCAGACUUUUGAUUGAAACACCUUUAUGGGCAUGCAAACCCAGGAGGGGGGGAAAGAGCCGGAAUUAAACUCGUCUAAUUCUUUGCUUGAGUAAGACUUCUCGCUCGGGUGCAGCACGCCGGCAGCAGAUGACUGUUAUUUAAGGCUGGCUUUUUGAAACUUUGCAUGGAAAAAGAAGUAGAAACUGACCACCUGUGAUUUAAAGAGGGCUGCUGUAUUAUUAUGCAACCCACCAUCAGUUCCAACAUGGAAAAGUAAAUGUCACUCUCCGCACCACCAUGCUGUUCUCUCUUUGUUCCUGGCCCUGAAUCUGAGCAAUUAGCACUUGUUAAGAGGGAGCUACAUUUGUUCAAACGCUAUUUCAGGGGAGCAAGUCAAUUUACCGCCGCUUUCCUGCCUCUAUAGACCUAUACCCCUGUUUUCUCCUCCUCUGUCUCUCUUUUUUCUCUCUCUCUCUCUCUGUAGCUCAGGAGUAUUUCCUUGUAUCUGCAGCUCGACAUGUUUCGUAGAGCUCAGGGUGAGGCUCGACAUUCUCCCUGAGCCGCUCAAUCAAUAAAUAAGCGGGACCUUCUCUGCCUCUGUUUACCGCGCUGCUCUACAUGCCAGCAAACAACAACACUCUGCCAUAUUGGCCAUGCGAGGAAAUACAGCCGAUACGUGGAACAAACAAGGAGCCAUUAAGCGUGGAACAGGGCCCGAAAUUCAUCAUACGCCGAGUUAUAAAUUCAAUUUUGUGAAUUGCCAGUCAAUGCCCCCACCCGGGGAACAAUAGAUGAUAUACAACCCACUUGGCUCAAUCCAAUAAGUAAGGGCAAUGGGUGAUCCUGGGCCCACCUGCCUUGUAAUCACAUUAUUGCUGUGUGGGUCAAUCAGACAUGAAUAAAAAGGUUUGUGUGCUGCAGCUGACAAACAGAGAAGUGGAUGGUUGAAACAAUGCCACAUGCUGAAGGAGGCUGUCAUCGACGGGGAAAUACAGCAGGCACUUUCUGACAGAGACACACCUCAACACUGUAUCACCGGAGUCACAUAAAUCUAUAUAAUAAAGACCCCAAUUCAGGAUUACUGAAAAAUUCUCAGCAGCCGAUCAGGAGCUGCAGAUGAUGGAUUUUUCCGAUGAAAAUGACCCACAGAAACCAUUAAAAAACGCCAUACUCCUAAUGUCGCCUCUUUCAUGACCCCCCUAGAAAAACAAUUUGGAUGUCUGCGGUCUCCGGUGCUUGCCUCUGAGUUGCUCGUGUCUGCUUUAAAAGCACAUUUUCGCCACUUUAAAAAAUGUCACAGUCGCCCCAAAAGCCUUGAAUCACAGUCACUCGCUCCUGAGCGUACGCUGAGUACCCCGACUUCACCUCGUGAGCGAGAGGUUGGUUAGUGAAAUGGUUGGUGGUGUGGUGGUCGGUGAGUAAGUGAGUGAAUAAGUGAGUGUUUAAAAGAGUGAGUGGUUGAUUUGGUUUGUAGGUUAGUGACUGAAUCGAGUGGUUGGUUGGUUUUUUUGGCUGGUGGUUGGAUGAUGGGAGGAAAGUUGACCGGGUUGGUUGAUGGUGAAUAAGGAGGUUAAACUCUGUUGGUCUGUGUCAGCUGGUUGGUUAGUUGGUUGGUUCAAAGGUUUGUUGGUUGACUAUGUAUCCAAUGGUUUGUGUGUCGAAUUGUAGGAGACAGUUGAUUGGUUGAUUAACUGAUUAAGUAAGUUAGCUAGCAUGAGUCAGUAGCUGCGUUUACAGGCAACAUUUUCCUCAAAAUGAUUGAAAAUAAUCGCAAUGAGUUAGUCUGAUGAGACCUGUAUACAAGGGGUGGGAAUCACUACUGGCCCCACGAUACGAUAUUAUCACGAUACUUCGGCCACGAUACGAUAUUAUUGAGAUUUUUAACAUUUUUUUAACUGUUAAUCUAAUUUAGCGUUUGUCUUUCCUUUAUGUUUGUCUUAUUUAUGCUGUAUUUUAUUUUCAUGUUGCACAUCUUCCAAACCUAAUAUACAUAUAUACAUAUAUAUAUAUAUAUAUAUAUAUAUAUAUAUAUAUAUAUAUAUAUAUUUUUUUUUUUUGUACUAACUUCCUCCUGCUCUAUGGUGUCCCCUCUGUCAACCUCACUGGACAAACAGUUGAUUUUACUUUUCCAUUAUCAUAGAUUUGACUUUAUAUUAGCGAUUAAUUUGAAAAAAUCGAUACUUGGUAAAUGAGACGCAUAAAAUAAAGCGAUCCAUGUUUAGUUCUUGUUUACGCGGACCCUUCAGGUAACAUUCAUGUUUAAUCUGACUAUGUAAUAUUAUAAUUAAAUAAGUAGAAGUAGCACACCUUUAACAGUCCUCUCAGUGAACGCAGGGUUUGUCUGACCUUUUGAGUUGUCUUUACAUAUUUUUUAACGUUUAGUUGGCGAUGCUAAAUCUUUAAUACCCGUCACUAAAAACAAGUAUUUUUGGGAAAUAAUUGGGUAAAAAAGAGACAGCAAUGGCAGAAACAAUCGAACCACAUUGAGGUACUCUUGAUAAAAGUAGCCAUACAAAUUCAACCUCUAUCUGCCGUGUCUGACCUCCUUGGCAUCCUCCUAAAUAAACACACAACAUAACAAAGCCGGCCAAGAGGGUCCACAAACCGCAAAGCUCACAUAAGAGCUUAAUCCACCGCUCACGUGGAAAAAAUAAUACCUUGAGAGAUGCCGGGUAGAGGAGGCUGAUGGAAAGUAUUUUCCAGACACAGCUUACCUCAGAAUUAUUAGUGAGCUGUGGAUCAAUUCAGCACUCAAUACAAGGACAGCGAGCUCUUUUCAUGAGAUGUUUGAAUAGACGGUUGGAUUGGACCUACCAAGGAUCCUGCAGGAGCAAACUGUCCAGCCUAUUCUCUGCCCUGCUUCACCUCCUACUGCCACAUACAUACAGUACAUCUGUUGUCCAUUUUGCUCAGGAGGGCACUUCUGUGACUCAAUACAAAUAAUAAGGGCUGUUUUGAAUGCAAAGGUCUUCAGUCGUCUCUGAAAACAUCCCAAUAUCCUUGGGAAAGCCUUUCUUUCGAUAAAACUGAACCCCCGUGACUACAAAUAAAGAAGUUUUCCUUUAUUUUUUUACUGAUGCCUCUUUCUAAUGCAGCUAACUGUGUCCACUUUCAAUGAAGAGUGCUUGAUGCUGCUGCUGCAUCAAACCAAGGCUGUAACAUACAUCGUAGCUCCAUGUAGCCUUGCAGACGCAAACAUGUGGAAACAUCGUAUCCCUGCUGUCUCCCAGAUGUCCUCCGAUGUCUUUCCUCUUUUCUGCUAUGCAGUAACUGAAACAUGAUCAACAUAUAUCAGCUUCAACUCAAACAUAAAUGUUCAGUCGUCAUGGUUUACAGCAUACAAACAAAGAGGGAAUUUAGCUGGACCAGACACUUGAGAUAUUAUGAGCGUAGAUGCUGCACUGCUGACUAAGACACGCCAGCGCAGAAAUAUAUAGUCCUCAUGAUGGCGUAGGAAUCCAUUGGACAUGUCCUCUUUUUUGGGGGCUGUCUGUCCUUGUCCAGGAGAGAUUAUAAAACCCUUCAAAUGUCCGAGGUGUUGUAUGGAAGUUUCGAGUUUGUGUCACGUGGACUUACUGAGUUAGAAGCGCAUAAAAGACACUUGAUCUGACCUGAAAAACUCAAAAUUAACUUUGUUAUAUUCCGUGACUCCGCCCCCGCGUAGACGUGUCCUCUAUUUGGGGAUUCAGGAUAUGGUCACUUAAGGCCAAUGGCUUUUCUUUUUCAAAUGUAAAAACGAAAAUGAGGAGACGAGCUGUCUCUUAAAGACCAGUAAGGAAUCGGGAGACGAAAAAUGGAAAACGUUUUUCGUUUUGAUCAUAAAAAUCGGAGAAUAAAAAAACAACUCAGUAUUUGAAUUUCUGUGAUGUGGCUUUAAAUGGAAAUCGGGGAUCAAAAUACGUGCGCAGAAAUCUUGUUUUUCAAGUUUUGUUCACUUUUUUGUUGUGUCCUGGAAGUUGUGACUUGGAGCGAGACUUAGGAGUGGGAAAGUUGCCCCCGCCAAGAUGGCUGCCACGUAGGCAAGUCGCAAAUAUCUAUAUACAUAUCUGUGCUAACGAGAGCCAAAGUCUCGCACAAUUUUCGUUUUUUCAUUUGAAAACGAAAAUCCGUUAGCGGCCAAGUACACGGACCCUGAAAGCACAAACUCAUUUAUAACUAAAUCAUGAUUUCCCAAACCCAUUACAUUGUUUUGGUGCCUUAAAAGCUUUAGUAUGUUGACAUGAGGACCAAAAUAGAAAAGUGGACUCUAGUUUGGACAUUAAAUUCUGAAUAUUUAAAAGUCUUGUGAGUUCUACCAUCCAUCUAAGUUGAACAAUGACAAACAAAACUGCUUAUAAACUCCCCCUCAGUGGUAUUUUGUGUGUCCCCGGUCAAGGAAACCAUGUGCAUGUUUUGUCCAUUUCUAAAUGUUUUGUAUCUUUUAUUUCCUGUUAUUUUUAUUUAGUGUGGGCUCGGUUGGUAAUCAUCGCAACAAAAGGCUGCGGGUUGCAGCAAAAUAUGUUUACCUUCAACUUUUCAUCCUUCUUUCUUUUCUCUUUUCAUUUACCAGCUACAUAGAAAACCAAGCCGGCCUGGAGAACAUAACAGAAAUUGAUCUUGUUCACUACAGAGAGCUGAGGAACCUGUGAGUAACACUUCUUUCUUUCAACCUUGACGACGUACUGUAAAACCACAACAAGUGUGAAGGUUCUUCUUUGUGUCACAAGCUUAAUAAAGGAAAAAACAUGAGCUUUGAAGACACUGAGGUGUUAAACCUGGAGAGAAGAUACUCAAGAUGUUUUUCUUUAAAGCCUCAUUGUCUGCAAAACAAGAAGAAUCACCUUGUGUUCAGUGUCUGAGAAAAGAGAAUGAGCUACUCAGGCCAAAAAUCUUGAUCUUUGAUAAUCAUAUUGAAUCAUGCAGAAAAAUUUAGCUUUUUACAAUGGGUGUGAAUGUGAUUUUGGGGAUUUUAAAGCCAGCCCCAAGUGGAUAGUCAAGGAACUGCAGUUUUUCGCACUUCUGCAUCAGCUUCGUUUCGUGAGAGUUGAAGUUGCUCCUUUAUUUACACCUGAGAUGGCAAAUUUGACUGUUUUUUUUUUUAGUUCCUGUUAGAUAAUUUAUUAAGCUAUGAUGUUGUCUCUGCAUGACAACCAGAUUACAGGUUAAAACACUUCUUAUGAUUAAGAAAAUAAUGAUGUCACUUCGCUAACUUGACUCAUUUUGGCUGCUUAAUUUACAUUAUUAGAAAAACCGGUGAAAGGUUCAGAAAAUAAGUUCUUAAAUUUGGUGUUUGUUGCUGCUGCAGCAUUAAUUUACCCUUCUAUUCUUUACACACACAAAAAAACACGUCAAACAGCUUUUCCUUUGAUGACACAGUUAAUUAAAACUCCUGUGAGGAACUAUCUGCUAGUGUUGACUUUGGCGCCCCCUGUGGACAAAAGAGGAACCUUUAUAAUGUUGCAAAAUUCAUGUCCUCCAUAUGAAGGGGUGUUAACAGACUCCUGUUGUGCUUUUAUAGUUGAUUUUAUCACUCACAGUAAAUUUUUGCUGUGGGGGAAGUUAGAAAAGCUGUUUCUUCAGGGACAACUUCUAAAAUAACACCCUAGAAACGGUCACUUUUAUCAUUUAUGAUCUGAUUUAGUUUCUUACGGCACAGAAACACAAAAAUGUUGCCAAUAGUCAUGGCACUUAGCAGUUUUAGUUGUUGUUGAAUUUAUUUCUCUGACUUGCUCUUCUAUUUUUUUGCUUAGAAAGGCUAAAAACAGUAAAUCUUUUAAAGUGUUUUUAGACAACUCUUACUUUUCCUACAUGGACGGUGUGGACUGAUCAAGUGUUUCAAAACUUGACAUGCAGGUUUCGGUCAGUUUCUCCGUCUUAAAAAUUAAUUUAUUGUCGUUAUUAUGAAACCAAGUUUUUGAUACAAUGAAAGAUUUAGUUUUGUUUUCUAAAUGUGAGUAAAAAAUGCUAGUUUUAGUAUCAGGAUGUGCAUUUUAACAUAUAAACAAAUAACUGUUUGGAAGUAUAACCGUCAGAUUUAUCUUGUUUUCAUUGUGUGUCUUGUUGUUUUUUCGCUGUGUUAUGUUUCUUCUCCCUCUCUCCAGCACUGUGACGUUUUGUAAGCUGAGGCUCAUCUCCGCCAAUGCCUUCAAGGACAACCUCAAGCUGCAGUAUGUGUAAGUGUCUUUGUCGAUACAAAGAGGGUUGUCAUGUUUUGACCUGCGUGUGGGUCAGCCUAUUUGUCCAUGUCACUCAGAGCUCAGAUGGUCAUUUAUUGCAGCACAUGUCACAUGGAGGGAGGGCUUCAUUUCCCCAAAUCCACAGUGACUCAGUCCAGGUUCAUGCAGGUGAAUCACUCUUCUGCAGAUCUGGUAAAUAUAUGAGCUCAUUUCAGAUACUGAAACCACAAAUUGGUCUUUCCUGGCAGAAAAAAGGUUAAUAUAUGUUUAUUCAAAAUAUUGACUUGUUUCUGCUCAGAUGGUUCCUCUCAUUUCCUGUUUACACCAAACACAAAUACACUCCAUUAGCUGAAUUUUUAUGAUUUUUGGACCUCUGAAUUCUGAGCGUUUGAGUGUGCAGACGGUGACGAUCAGUUUGGCCUCCAUCUGCAGAUGAAUAAACCUUGAGGAGUCCAUUGUUGAUGUACGUCACUGCAGGAUCUAUGUAUGCUGAUUAAUGAGUGAUUCGCUGGAGUUCAGAUUUUAAACGCUUUAAACCCUAAAUCACAUAGUUGUUAGAUCAUUUUAAACUUAUUUAUUAACUUAUUAAAUUGGGAUAAACAGUCAGUACGUUUACAUGACACUCAAGAAAACUGAAUUAUCGCCUUACUCCGAUAAAGACCGGACAACUGAAGUUCAUGUAAACACCUUAGUCUGACUAUAAUCAGAGUUUGAGAACUCCGAUUCAGACACCCAGAUAAUGUGAUUGGAAUUUGGUUUUCUCUACCAUCUAACCAGCGAAGUCGGAGUAUGAUUGGACAAUGCAUGUGCGCGUGAGCCACGCCCCCGUAACCCCGUAACAAAAACGCCAGAGAAGAGGAGUAGCGUUCAUCUCAUCUGCAGAAAAAGUAGCGCGUCCAUCAUGUCGGACAAAAACAACGCUGCACGAUGCUCCAUCUUCUUGUUUCUCCAAAACGCCCAGCAGCAGUUGUAGACACUUCUGACGUCUGACACCGACCUGCUGUUGUUGUUGACGGUUGUAUGGGGUCGGAAAUAGCGCCGCUGAAAAGACUCAUAUCGCCCCCUAGUUGUGGGGAGGACACAUUCACAUCAAUAAUUUGAUUUUCUUAGCUACAUGUAUACGAGGACAAGGAGAGAAGUCAGAUUCGGUAAAAAAUACGAGCUUAGUCCGAUGAAGCUGUGCAUGUAAACACACUGAGUUUGGGUCAACAGUCCAGGUCCAACAGGUAAAAACACACAAAGAUCAUGAAACUGGAGGCCUUGAAUCCGUCUGCUCAUCCGACCCUUAUCGCCACCAUCUUGUCCUCAUCACUUUACCGACCGUGUGCAACAUGUCUGAUGUUGUUUAUCUGGAAGACGGGCCGGUUUCAAAGACCGGACCGUCUUGAGAGGGGGGGGCGCGGUGGCAGAUGUGAUAGUAGGCGGCAUGAUCUCCAGAAAUUGGAGAAGACAUCCACCAGUCACCUUUUACUCGCUCACUUUGGCGGAUUAUCGACAACUGAUGCAUAAUAAAUACACUCCACUAAGGGUCCAUUAUCACUUAAUCAAUAUUUCACUGAGGAGGGGGAGGGUGGCUGAGGAGUGGGGGGGUUUCUGUGUGACAGAUGUGUUCCUGAGAUUAGGAGGGACAGACUAUAACAAACCUAAACAAGGAGCAUCACUUUCCUUUUACUUCAUUUUCCUUUUUCUCCCUCCUGAACUCGACCAUCCUUCAGAAUCACAUCAGCUUUUAAAGGAGGAUUAGAGAAAACAAGCCGCUGUUCACAAAUCCCCUCCACCCCCCCUGUGGACCUGAGCAGGAAUCGAGCUGGUAAUGGAUAAGCCCCAAUGGCUAACCCAUCUGACAUGAACUUUUGGGAGCAAGGAAAACAAAUAAUUGAACCCUUGGCCCUGCCAGAGUGAAUAUGUAUUAGCUUCCAUGUGUGCGCUCCCCAGUGUGGCUUUCUGUCAUCUUCUAAGAGGUUUUUAUUUACAGUCUGGUUUCUUGGCGGUCUGAGCUUCACUCGAGACCCCCUGUGAUGAUAUUUUAGUGGCCUUGGAGGACUGACAGGGAUCUGCAGCAUUUAUCCAUGACAGGAUUCUGAUAUUAGAUAUUUAGAUGAGGAAAAACUCUGUCUACCAUGUUUGAAUUUACAUUUAUUUUCAAUAUUAACCAAGAAAAAGGGUCUACGAGUCUAUUCAAGGCUUAAUGCUUACAUGCUAGGAAGACAUGUUGAGGUUUUGUUGCCCUUUAAAAGCACAAUCAGGGCUCUUAUGUGUUGGUCAAGAUGCUAUGAUGGAGCAUUAGGGCCACAAUAAGAAAAGAAAACGUUUUAGUCGUAGCUAAUAGCUAUUCUUACCUGUUGUUAGUUGUUCAAAUGAGCGCUGUGGAACAUUUAGAUAAAUUGAACUUCAGUAGCGAGAUUUCACAAACAACGAGAUACCAAAUCCUUUGGCGUUUCAGCAUCACGUUGUCAGAAGUAUCAGGACAGCUGCAAGAAAUGCAUCUUUUCCGCAGAAAGAACCAGGCGGACUUUUAGGGAAUCGCUGUUUUUGAGGAGGGAGAAAUGACUGGAGAUGUCUGUGCAGAGGUUAAAUCCCACAAUGCAGCCGUUUAUAGCAGUAGUUACCUCCGCCAAGGAGGUUAUGUUUUCGGUAGCGUUGGUUUGUUUGUUUGUUUGUCUGUGAACAACUUUACAGAGAAAGUUACUGAUGGAUUGACCUGAAAUUUUCACCAGAGGUGCGUCUCAGCCCCAGGAGGAUCCCAUUACAUUUUGGUGGUGAUCCGGAUCGCCUUCUGGAUCCAGGAAUUUUUUUGAAGAAUUCUUUAUCAUUGUGAGAUAGGGCACAUUUUGGAAUUUUUGCAUUUAACUCUAUAAAAAUGUCCAGAGUCUUUAGUCAAAAAUGACACAAAAGGAUCUCAAUCAGGUUGAUCCUGAUCCAGACAAAAUUCCAGAUACUGUGAUCCAGAACAGCCAAAAAUAAGGGUGUCGUUGGAAUUUUUAGUGCUGAAAGAUAACCAAUGGGCGGCACAGUGGUGUAGUGGUUAGCACUGUCGCCUCACAGUAAGAAGGUCCUGGGUUUGAAUCCGGGUCAGGGCAUUUCUUGUUUUAGGAACAUUAUGAACAGUGAACAUACCAGUUUAAACACAAAUAAAAGUUAAUAAAAGACACGUAACAGUAAAAGUUUUGGUGUGAAUCACAAUAUAAGGGCGGACAUGAGCUGCUUGGCGGAGGUCUGCGCUCUCAGAGUGCUUUUCUGGUUAAAAGAGCAACUGCAAACUUUUCCUCCAAAAUGUAAAUCAGCAGAGUUUCUCCAUCUUUGUAUCUGGGCUUCAUCCUACCUGUGAGAAAUGUUUGUGACUCCGGACUAAUCACCUAAUGUACUGGACAGGGAGCAAACACUCAGGGGGGGUGUGCAGAAGGGUUUGUGCGUGUUGCUCCUGACUGGUGAGAAAUAUUUGCCAAGGUAAUUGAUCAGAGCCCAUUUGGAUGCAUUAACGUUUUCCACUGAGAGUAACUCAGAGCAGGUAAGUAUCGCUCCGAAAGUGAGCAAUCAAACCACGGCGUGACUCAACUGCACAACAGUUCGGAUUACACAACGACAGGAGCGACUCCAGUUUUUAUUUGAUUUCGGCUUCUUACACUCGUAUAUUCACGAUCGGUGUCAUUUCUUACAGGAUGAUUUAAAGAGAUAGCAUGAUUGCACAACAUGUAUGUGCAACGAGUUGAUUUUGCAGCCAGAGGAGUCAAAUAUUCAGUCUAAUUCAAUCUGAAGUGCAGCAGAUCAGCUGUUGAUAACAUCCUCUGUUUUUUUAGGAACCUGGCAUUCAACUCCCUCGAACACAUCUCCUGGAGGGUGUUUCAUUUUCUACCUCUGCUCAACCUGUGAGUAAUUUCAAGUCCAUAAUGAGAACUCUCCCAAUCACUGGGAUAAGUUUGUGAAAUCUGCAGGAGCUCAAGGAGAUCUAAAGGAGGGAAAUAUUCGACUGAUUGGGUCUCACGGUGACUGGGACCUCAGAAAAAGCACUGGAGUGUGCAGCUGCCUGUUAUGUGUUAAUUUAGGAGCACAGUCUGGGUUCAAAGCUGCAGGAAAUUCAGAUCCAUUUGUUUCCCAAAGUGUCGUUGUCCGGUCACCGAGCCGAAGCAUGAGUAAGAGUCGUCAUUAGCGUUGGAUCGUUCCAUUUGAAAUCUUAAACUCAGAGUUUUCUUGUGUUUACUUAAAGAGAUAUACCGGCGUAACAUUAAUUUAGGGUCAAACACACCGUAACACAGAGUUGGACACCCCCUCCAGAGAUGAAUGUUGCCGACUGCUUGCUUCUCUAGUUAUAACAACUUUAGUAACGACCGCAGGACAGCAAUACAGAGAGCCACGCACUCAACCAAAACGCCACUCUAUAGCCAAAUAGGACAAAUAACAGCGGACUACAGCGGGGUUACGCAGCUCAAGGAAGAACAUUUAUGAUCAUUUCUUCAUGGAAAUACAAUGAGACCGAGAGGUUAAGGCAGGAGAACUACCGCGUCUGCAGUGAAAAAUGAUUAAUAUGAUUAUUAUUACUUCAAAGAAAUGAUAAAGAAAUGAUCAUAAAUGUUCUUCCUUGAGCUGCGUCACCCCGCUGUAGUCCCUAAUGGACUGGCUUGAGGUCUCGCUACAAACAAGCGGCUGCUGGAAGAGAGUAGGUGAGUUGUGUUUAGUCUCUUUGCUAAAGAAAUGAGUCAAAGUUAAAAAGAUGUUUGGUGUCUAGUACUAUGUCUGUGACCCUAUAUGUCCUGUUGAUGAAGUUAGGUGCUGUUCUGAGCAUUAUUUGUGGCUAUAGAGUGGCGUUUUGGUUGAGCGUGUGGCUCUCUGUAUUGCUAUCCUGCGGUCGUUACUAAAGUUGGUCUAACUAGAGAAGCAACAUUCAUCUCUGGAGGGGGUGACUAACUCAGUGUUACGUUGUGUUUGACCCCAAAUUAAUUUUACGCCAGAAUAUCCCUUUAAAUCUAAAAUUGAGUGAAUUGUGUUCAUCUCAUUUUCUUUAAUUUUCUCUUCAGGGUCUUGAGGAACAACCCCCUCGUUUGCUCCUGUGACCUUUUCUGGCUCCAGCAGUGGCAGCGAAGUGAACGGGGUGACGUGGACACUCAGAUGUUGUCGUGUAUCGCCAACGAUCUGGAAGUUCCUCUCGACUCGAUGGUGAUAGACAACUGCAGUGAGUUUGCCUUCAGCUUUGACAUUCAAACCCUGAUUUUUAACGGUAUAAUACAGUUUUAUCUGUUUAUCAAUGAUAAAUAUGCACAGUCAGACAUGGAAAACAUUCAAAAUAUGAUUGAAUUAAAGAAACUGUGAGCGGAUUUAGGACAUGACAAAACUUGUUCCCUUGUCUGACCUUCAGUUUGUAUCACUAAUAAAUAAAUAUUUGUAUUUUUACAGAUUUUCUAGUGAGAAAGAAGAUAAAAAAUUAAAAUUUAAGACUUUCAGGAUGAUAAUUUAAUUUUUGUGUUGAAAAGUAAUCAUCUUUCAGUCCGUCCCCAACGACGAGAGAAUUUUUUACAUUUUCAGUCUCUUUGAUAAAUUAUUUUGAUUUGCAGAAAAAGGUCACAAAAUCAAAUACUAACAGAACUAAGGAACAAAAACAGGUCGGAUAAUCAAGUCUAGUCUUAAUAAGACCUUUUGUUAUUUGUCAUGCUUUUAUUUUGAAAUCUAUCUGUGAUUCUCUCAGGAAUUAGGCUUUUAUUUUGAAGUAUACAUCUUAAGUUGUAGACCUUAAAGAAAUCAGUCAAAAGGACGGUUAAUAAUGAAGCAGACUCAGCCCAGGAUUGAGGUUUUAACCACAUACAGUAGGACCAUGUUGUUGCCAGGAAACAUAUAAGGAAGUUCUGCUGAGAAACGUUUGUGCUGUAGGUUGUUUUUUCCUUAAAUACCUGACCUGAUGCCUCAUGCUGUUUCCUCUGCCGUUUCUCAGCUCUGCCCGAAGUGACGAUUAUCUCCAGAUCCAAACCCAAGAUCCAGGAGGGAGGAAACCUGACGUUUGAGUGUAUCGUGACAGGAAGUCCAACCCCGAACGUGAGAUGGAGAACCGAGUAUCUCCACUCUCACUUCAUCACAGAGGUACGGGAAAACACUCAGGACAAGAGAGUGUGUGUUUUAUCUGAACCCGGACACUCAGGCGAGCAUAUACGAGAGCAAAUUAUGGGCGAAAGAUUGGAGGGGUUCACGGUCAAAAAAACAAAUGUAAUAGACGCUGUAAGUCUGAAAGCACUCAGAGAGCGUGUGAUGCACUUUCUGCAAACAUGGCGAUCGCCUGUAAAAUCAGGUACAACAGCUCCACCGUACAUUUGUACUUUUAAGAAGCAUCACCAAGUUCAGUUUUUAAGAGGAGGAUCGUUGUACUUCUAAAAUAAAACCUAACUUCCAAAAAAGUCAGUGCUGCUCAAGUGUCUGCGGCUUUCUUUGUUCGAUUUGUCAUGUAACGGUUUUCAGUGGUUGAGAGGUUCGGACUCUUGGCAGGUCGGUUUAGCACCAUGCUGUUGGAAAAUAUGCAGGAUGUGGUUUACUGUUGUCUUCCUUGAAAAAGGUGCUGUUAGAAUGGCAGCAUAUAAAACCCCAAACCCUGUAUAUAUAUGUAUAUUGUGUAGCGUUGAUGGUAGAGUACCCAUGACAAUGCAGAUGUCGAAAUCUACGAGCUUUUUCUAAUGUUAAGUUAGUCAAACUAUUUAAAAGAUGUUCUUCCAGGUGUAAUGGGGCGCUCACACCAAGCACGAGUAAAAUCAUCUACUCGCUCAAUUCGCGCGAAUCUAGACGUGUGAAUGAAAAGUAUUUACUCGCUUCAUUCGCAUGUCAACCGUAAUCCCAGCAGGAUCAACUGAUAGACAAAGGUUUUUAUAAUUUACCAGGUAAUCCGACCUCCUCACUCACCUGCCUCCAGACGAGCUCCUUUUUAUUCCGGUUUUGGUGAUUGAAAGAAAAGGUAUCAUGUAAUUUCUGGCACCAACACACCGACACCACCAUUUUAGAUACCAGUCAACAACCGUCUGUUUUCAUACGUCACCUGGCAACCUUUGUGCUGAUUAGUUAUCACGAGGCGAAUAUCCGCUCAAGUUGGAACAUGUUCAGCUCCCGCACAAUUCCUGUCAUUCAUGCCACCAGAGUAGUAUGAGCGACUAAUCGCGUCUUUGCAUUGACUUAACAUGUAAUUCAUUCGCGUGAAUGAUUUUACUCACGCUUGGUGUGUGGAGACAGGUAGGGUUAGGGUUAGGGUUAGAGUCGUGUCCCUGACUCUAUUUAAUCGCAGCAGCAGAACAUUGUUUGUGUUUGGUCUCUGGGUCUUGCAGUUUACUUUUACGUGCUGAAAUUUAGAGCGAUGGUGGUGACGGAUGCUGAGGUAUAGGGUUGAAAAUGUGAGUGCAGCACUCGAACACCGUAGCACCAGCAAAUAGCAAAGCAGAGGGAAAGAAAUCCUGUCGCUUUAAUAGACCGUGAAUGUGCAGAGAUGUGUUUCCAUGUGAUUACAGGGUGACACAUGUUGAGUGUGAAAUCAGCGCAGCUCAAGUAGCCGAUUAGGUUAGUCUUUAAAUGGGAUUUUUUACUGUAAAGCCUGGUUUAUGCUUCUGCACAUACAAAUACAAACACAGACGCGUGUCCACCUUGCCUGGUGUGAACCUCCUCUAAGGUGUAUUUAUGCAUCAGGACUGCAAGCCCUGUGAUUGGCCCACUGGGUAGCAUUGUAUUUCCUGCAUUUACAUGUCAGGAAUCGCCUCCUGCUCGCCUUCUUUGCUAUAUUUGCAGCUCCAACUCCAACACAACGUGCUCAGAUUUAGUCACCUUGUUUUUUUUUUAAGCACAAUGAGCAGAAACGUCAAUAAGACGAGCAAAGAAGUCACACAAAAGUCGCCAGAGUCAACACAAAAGUAUGAACCAGGUUAAAGAAAAAUCCACACCUCUUAUCCUUAAACGUAUCUAAUUUUCAAAAGCUUUUAUCGAACCCUUCUCAAGGCAAAGCCAUACAAGAAUAUUGUCACCACGGCGUAACAUCGAAGCCAUAGAAAGGGUUUGGGUUUUCAGUCUGUGCCUCUUCUUCACACUUUUGUGAGUCCUGAGGUCUCAAUCCUUUAUCUCCAGAUUCAGGACUUCAUGUUUUCAGGAUAGAAUUUUCUCAAUAGCCUCCCAAAAAACAUGUGACCUCCUCCCCUCCUCUAUUUGAUCUCACUUUAUUGAUGCUUUCAACUUCAAAAAUGCACUUUCACUCUCCCUGGCUUUUAACCGUGUCUGAGUGUUGUUGCUGGUGGCUGUUAUUUGUCUGCAAAACCUUGUGGUAAGAGUGCAGAGUUUCAGAACUUCCAGUUUGGUUUCUUCUUCAGUAAUUAUCAGCAGACUCGCUUUGUUUUCGCUCUCACUUGACUGCGAAGUAUUAUAGAUCAUCUUGUGCUGUAAAAAUAAAGUUUUCAGUGAAAUAGUUUAUCGAUCCACAGCAGAGAAGAUUGGGUCUGAUUUCGUACCUUAAAGUGAGAGAGAUAUUGUUUAUUCCAUCAAAUAUACAUACAGUACAAUUUUAGACAAGAAAUUCACCUACUGCUUUCUCCCUCACUCCACUUAUGGCAUGUCUUGAAGACAUCAGAGUCUGGAUAACUUUGAUUUUUUAAAUUUCAAUGAGAGAAAAACAGAAGUGAUGGUCUUUGGUCCCAGUGGCCCUUGUGAAUCCCCUCCUUGGGUAUUUUAGCAGACUAUUUAAAGCCAACCGUCUCAAAUUUGGGUUUUAAGAUAAUAAUAAUAAUAAUAAUAAUAAUAAUGAUAAUAAUAAUAAUUCAUUUUAUUUGUAUAGCGCUUUUCAAGGUACUCAAAGACACUUUAUAUAAAGCACACAAUUCGAAUAUAGCAAUAAGAUAAAAUAAAUAAAUAUAAACAAGUAAAAUAGUCACAUUUUAAAAGCAGUUUUAAAAAGGUGGGUUUUCAGAAGGGAUUUGAAGGAGGUAAGUCAGUGCAGGAUCUGAUCUGGACGGGGAGAGUUCCAGAAGGAGGGUGCGACAAUGGAUAAGGCCCUGUCCUCCUACUUUGUUCAGCUGUGGUUGUUUUAAAGUGCUUUACAAAUAAAGUUGAGUUGAGAGUAUUUUUUUGGAGAUCGAUAAGGAGUAGGUAGAAGCUAUUUAGCUUAUUUGUACCUACCCUCAUUCCCUCCUAUAUCCAUAUAUAUAUAAAUAAUUUUGGUCCCGAUAUUGAACCCUGAGGCACUCCACAGGUUACAUCUAGACAUAUUGACCUGUGCUCACCUAUCUGUACAAACUGUUAACUGUUUUUAAUGUAACUUUGCCCCACCCCUCUAAUACCGUACCUCUCACAGCGUGUCAUGAUUAAUCGUGUCAAAAGCUUUUUUAAGUGAUCCAUAUGCGGCUCUGACGAGUCUGCUUUUCUGCAGGAGAGAAUCGGCGGCUCCAUGUUACACCUGCUCCUGUUCCUCACCAAUGUUUCCUCACACGACAACCUGCUCAACCUAACCUGCGAGGCCGAGAACCAAGCUGGGCCCGGGGAGGAGAUGGUGCAAUUGGACAUUGAGUGUAAGUGCCUCUAAAAUACGAAAAAAACACACUCUUGAAAGCUCACAAGCUCAAUACGAGUCGCCGGGCUUAAUGGAGGUUAGGGCGAGAGCACACUGGGGCCGAUUUUCGAGUGCAGGCAGGGUGGACAGGCAGAGAAAAGGAAAAUGCACUGCACUGAUUCCUUCUAAAUGCCUCCUCUCCAAAUACGAACAUGUACCCACCAUGCUUCUAAUGGAGCUCUUUGUCACAUGCCACUCACUCAGGCGACCGGUGAGAAGUGUUCAAAUCACUCGUGAAGUGCUGCAGGUAUGGAUCGCCAUUUAAUGCAGAGACACAAUGAGAGGACAAAGAAGGAGAGUGAAGUUUCCUCGCCCCGCUCUUAAAGAACUCCUUCACCUCAUCUACACUUUGCCUCUAAAUUACGGCUGCAGCUUGACCCUGGAGGUUUGCUGUUGUUGUCUCCUUUUUGGAUGCAUUAGUGCAUCUGGAAGUUGGCGAACACCGAAAGAAUGACAGCACCCGGCGGUCCUGCAGGAAGAAAAAAGAAAAAAAAAAAACAUGAGUCAGAUGCAUUAGUGAUACAUUACUGAGAAAAAUACUGCCCAAACAAUAUCGUAUAUCACCAACUCAGUGACACUCGUUAGAAAAUAAAGCCAAAAAGAGCAGGGGCGCCAAUCAGCUGAAGCCAAAUGCACAAGCAUCAAGGGACAGAUAAUGAACGUCAGGAAAAUGGGGCUGAUAACCCGUGCGAAGAUCUGAUUUGAGCCCGUGCUAAUGGACUGUUCCCUCCUACUCCGGAAAACCGCUUCAUCCGCAGUGAUUGGCAGUCUGUAAAUGCGUUAGUGCAGCUAAUCUAUCAACAUCAGCCCCCCUGGUGGACGGACACUCGUUAACCGCUAGCCCUUUAAUUACUCUUAAUUACCUCCCAGAACAGUGGGUGUUUACUGCUGAGUGGCUCUCGGUGCCAUUGAUCCACGGCACUCGUGUGGGAUCCCGCUCAUAAAACAACAUUUCUACGCCGUGGUUUUUUUUUCUUCUGCGGAGUCAUUUUUUCUCACUUGAGGAGUUUUAUGAACGGCCUCCAUCUUGAAGGUUAAUAUUUUGUAAAGAUCAUGAAAGUGUCUGCUGUAUUUCUCUCUGAAAAUCCACAAUGAGGCUCUUUAAACCGGAUCCUCGCCCUCCUUUAAACCCUGCGUCAAAAGUUAAUGGAUGAUUAGUCAAAUGUGAUAAAAGCGCUAAUUUUCCCUCAGAGCAGCAGACUUCAGCGAGGCCAGACGGAUGCCUCGGUAUCCCCCUUAGCGCAGCACUUUGCGAAGACGGGUCACGGGUUAAUAGCGUCAGAAUGGUCGGUGCAGCGUGAUGGGGUCUCUGCUCUUGAGAGUCGUGUUCGAUCUAAACGAGGCCAUUUCCUGUUACUCUGUGUUCGGCUGAGCUUCCAGGUAGCUUUUUGUGGUCAGGGGGGCACGACGACGACCAGGAUUCAUAAUUCAUGACGGGUCAGCACAGGUUUGCUGCAGAUGGAGAGCAUUGAUUCAUGGAAAGUCUGAGGGAACCUAUUGGGAACUUCAGCAACCGUUACACGUGAUCAAGGUGCGAAUUCAGCAGUCAGUGGUAUGAACCGAUGAGGAUGUAGAGGGAACGUGUAUGAGCUCUCAGAGUCUUUAAAAGCUCAGGAGCCUCAUAACAUCAAAGAAUGGAGAUAUUUCCAAGUAUCUGAAGGCGGCGAUCACUAGAUUUGGAUCAUCAAGAUUUCAGGCUGGACUGUUUUUGUCUUGACUUGAAGGGAUAUUCCAACGUAAAAUUAAUUUAAGGUCAAACACACCGUAACACCGAGUUAGACCCCCCCUUCAGAGAUGAAUGUUGCCGACCGCUCGCUUCUCUACUUAUACCAACUUUAGUAACGACCGCAGGAUAGCAAUACACAGCAGUCUGAGGAGCCAUAAAAAAACCUCAACCAAAACACCACUCUAUAGCCACAAAUAAUGCUCAGAACAGCACCUAACUUCAUCAACAGGACAUAUAGGGUCACAGACAUAGUACUAGACACCAAACAUCUUUUUAACUUUGACUCAUUUCUUUAGCAAAGAGACUAAACACAACUCACCUACUCUCUUCCAGCAGCCGCUUGUUUGUAGUGAGACCUCAGGCCAGAACAUUUAUGAUCAUUUCUUCAUGGAAAUACAAUCAGACCGAGACGCUAAAGCAGAAGAACUACCGCGUCUGUAAAAUGAUUAAUAUGGUGAUUAUUACAUCAAGGAAAUGAUAAAGAAAUGAUCAUAAAUGUUCUUCCUUGAGCUGUGGCACCCCGCUCUAGAGAACCAGAGAAGCAGGUGAUCUGCAACAUUCAUCUCUUAAGGGGGUGUCAAACUCGGUGUUACGGUGUGUUUGACGCUAAAUUAUUUUUUUGCAGGAAUAUCCCUUUAAGAGUUGAAUCUCAACGCUGGAUUAAGAGAUGGACUUAAUUCUUUCUUGGAGCUGGACAGGUUCUUAUCCGAUCUGUCACACACGUCUUUUUCUUUUAUAUCUCCUCCUCCUGUGCUUCUUUCUAAUGUGGUGUCCCCCAGGGAUCUAUCCUGGGUCCCCUAUUAUUCACUUAGCACAUUCACAUGCACAGAUAAGUCAAGUUAUGAUUAUAGCUCGAUUAAGUGAUUUAACUAGACUUUUGUCCCUGUCCUGGUUUACAUCACUGGAGGCUAACGGGACGUCUGUCACUUUUACAGCUCUGUGCCAUUUGCUCGGAAAGUUUCGCCUUUUUUCAUCUUUUUUCUUCUCUGUCAAGGUUUUCUUUACCGGCUAUUCACAGCUCGGCGUGCUAACACCGAGCAUGCUCAGAACGCUUAGUUUAAUUUAUUUAUUAUCCAGAUAUGUUAGUCAGAUUUUGAGAAGUUUGAUUUAGUGCAUUUUCAGUCAGUCUAAUGGGUUUACAUGAUUUAAAAAAUGUCCAGUUCAGUCAGACUAAGACAAAAAAGUCAAUAUUUUGAACCACAUGUAAACAUUCUGACUCUCUCUGAGGCAAAUCCUGUAAACGCUGGAUAGACUUUCGCCGCCAUGCAGAUGACACUCAGCUCUACGCCCCGUUAGAACCUGGCACCUCUGAUGUGUCUCACUUUAUGUCCUGUCCAACUAAAAUCAAGAUGUCUGAAAAUUUUGUUUCAUUUUCAUCGUCUACCUUUACCUCCCCCGAUCUUCCUGCAGUUCCAGUCAAAAUCCUCUUCCUGCGGGACGCCGUGCAGCAGCAUCACUGGUGUUUCCCCUUCGCCGUGGAUGGCAACCCCGAACCGACCAUCAAGUGGCUUUACAACGGCAAAAAAGUGACGGAGAACACCUACAUCUACACGCAGUUCAUCCCGGACACCACAGACGGGUCGGUGAAGCACGGCUGUCUCUUCCUCAACAAGCCCACGCACAUCAACAACGGCAAAUACACCCUGAUCACCGAGAACGGGCUGGGACGGGACGAGGCCUCAGCCAACGGGACGUUCAUGAUCAACCCCUUUGAGCCGCACGAUCCUGAGGGGAUAAUCCCGGGUGAGUAUCCUCAGAUUCAGGAGAGGACUUUCUGAACAUCCUGUGAUUUUAUUUAGCAGUGAUUGGUUCAUUUUCGAUCGAUAAUCAAUCACCUUGAAUUCUGAAUAGAGUGAAUAAAAGAACAGCCUGAUACGUGAUCAAUCACUGAGCUGUUUCCUGAAGGACUUUGUUUUAAUGGCUGUAAAGCAGAUCAUUAUAUGUUAAUGAAAUAUGUAAUAAUGAGCUUCCAUAGAUCUUUAAACCACUUUACUGACCAUGAGGCCGUCAAACGAUUCAUUUACUAAUUAAUCGCUGAAUUACAACCACUUCUUUAAAACUCCAUUAUAUGUAAAGCAAGUCAGUUAGAGAGUGAAAUACAGGCAGUAGAUUAUACUCAGUGAUCUUGACCUAAACUUGAUUUAUUGUUAAAUAUGUUUUCGGUGUUUCCUUGAGAAGUUUAGAUUUUAUGUAAUUCGUGUUCAAAAAUGUGUUUCUCUCCUUUCUUCCCACUUGCCAGUCCUUGACGCCGAUCCAAGUAAGUCGAUUUUUACUUCUCUAAAAGUCUCAGCAAGGUUACCGAACACUGCACAGCCUUUUUCCUCUAACUGAUCUCCGUCCUGCUCCUCAGUUCCUACAAACAAAUCAGACAUGGACGUCACAGAGAACGCAGAGAGUCGAGUGUUUGUGGUUCGUGUUUUUGUUACAAAUCUUGUAGAUUCGUCGACUUUUCCGUGAGCAGACUUUGAAUCUUUGUUUUUUUUGUCCUCUCAGGUGUCCGUGGCUGUGGGUCUGGCGGUGUUUGCCUGUGUUUUCCUCCUCAUCAUGAUCUUGGUUAUUAACAAGUGUGGCCAGAAUUCAAAGUUUGGUAUUCACCGUAAGUUUUCAGUUAAUAAUUCACGUGUGAUGUUUUCAACAGAGGUUUCUUCUUUUUUAACCUUCCUCAUGUGUUCUCUUUCACAUGACCCGUGUCUUAAAUCAGCUGUAAAUUACACUAAAAACAAUUCUCUAUCAUCUGAUUUUGUUUUCAUCUCUGGGUUACCUUGUUCGGCUUCAUUAUCCAUGAAAAUAUUGAUUAUUAUAGUUUUCGUUGUGGGCCUCUGGACCUUCUUUGUCAGUUUACCCCUCGCACAGAUGUCUGAAUUGAUCUCACAUGUCUGGACCUGCCCGACGUUGUUUUUUGAGCAGGGAAAACGUGGAAAAAUGAGAAUUUCCUAAAUCUCACAUGAUUGGAAGAGAAUCUGACUGUCAGUGUGGAGCCUAACAGAGCACGUUUAAUUUCAGUUUUUGCUUUAAUCAUUAGAUAUUAAUCUAACCGGGUCAACAGCGACCCUAACACGACAAGUGCCAUAAUUUUAAUUACAGCGUUUUAUAAUUUAGUCAAUUUAAUUUCUUUAUUUUUAUUUUGUUAAAAUCGAGGUUCCUGUCAAAGUCAAAAAGUCUUGAUCCCAAAAAGCUGAUUUAUGUCGUUCUUUUAAGCAUUUAAAGUCAAAAACGUGUCGGUGCAGACCCGAACACAGGAGGAGGGUUAAACGAACAGGUUAGCACUCGGAUAGUUUCACGACAACGGUUUAUUUUUCUUCUUUUUGUUCUUUUUUUUAUGGCGGAUCAAAACCAGGCAGAAGAUAAUGAGUCAUAUUUUACGUUUUUAUCCUGGAUUCAUGAUCCCAUGAUUAAAAGUGCUUUGUAUCUUUGCGCUAACCUCAGUGUGGAGGCAUUUAUGUCUCUGUAAGUUUGGUAUUCACUGUAAGUUUUUAAGCAAUAUUUCGUUAGUAGAUCACUGGAAAUGUGUGACGUUUUGAACAGAGGUUUCUUCUUAUUUAAGCACUCGGAUAGUUUCACAACGACGGUUUAUCUUCGUCUUUUUGCUCUUUUUUUUUUAAAUGGCGGAUCAAAACCAGGCAGAAGAUAAUGACUCACAUUUUACGUUUUUAUCCUGGAUUCACGAUCCCAUGAUUAAAAGUGCUCUCUAUCUUUGCACUAACGUCAGCGUGGAGACAUUUAUGUCCACAGAAGAGCAGAAAUAAGUACGGAGCUGAAGGGGAGUGAGUCACUCAAUCAUCGAAGUCCAGCACCGCUGACAGAAGUUGUAUUAGCGAUCUUAAAUGCGAGCCAUAAUCAAAUGUUCUGCCAAAUUAUUCUCUGAAAUAGCCGAUGGUUUCUGUCAGGCUCUCUGAAGGUAAUGCACAGGAGGGACUGACUAAUAUAGGAUCUCCACAGAGCUGUAAGUUUGCUCACAGGCGGCCACUGUGCCGGCCGAGCUAAAGUGCCUUAAUUACUGAGAAGGAGAAUGGCGGCAGAAACCUCCCUGGGCCUUCGCCACGUGGUGAGGCCCAUUAAAGAAGAUGGAUGGAUAGACGUGAUAUAGCCCGGCUCUGACCCACCCCGACACACACACACACACACACACACACACACACACACACAACUGCCCUUCUCACUCUCAAAGUGCCUAAGUGGGCCUGAUUGCCUAAGUGGACCCUGCUCCCUCUUUCCUUCCCUCCAUCGCGCGCUCUUUGUUGUUCCAUUUUCCGCCGUGUUGGACUCUGGGGGUUCUGUGGUUUGCCUUGCUGAGUGGGGUUUUACAAUUUGGGCCCCACUUGUUUGGCUUUUAAUACGCGCCGUAGUCAGGGGUUGCAAACCGUUCUUCCUCCAUGUUCAUUUUUCCGUUCAUUGUGGCCUGAUUGCCGCUUGGUUGAUGAUGGUGAUUAUUAGGGCUUGUCGUGGUCUGUCACCAUGGCACCAACACAUGUGCGACCAAGUUUGUUGCAGAGAGCGUCCAUUCAUCGGAGGGAAAAAAUGGUUUCUGAAUUGCUUCCUUUGAUGGCCGCAGCAAUCACGGCUGUUUGGCGGCUGAUUAGGUGUUACAUAUCACUCACUUUUGCUUGUUUGUGUCCUUCCACUUUUCAUUAGGUUCAUCAGUUUUGGGCGCGAAAGACGAUCUGGCUGUGUCGCUCCGUUUCAUGAACUUUGGGACGAGUCCACCUUCAUCUGACGAAGACUCGGGUCUGUCGAGCUUCGUGGAGAACCCACAGUACUUCUGCGGCAUCAUCAAGGAGAAGGACAUGUGUGAGUGUUACUGCUGUACUCGUUUCCUCUCUGCUGGCGUUUCAUGGUUUGUUACCCUCUUCAUUACAAAUUCAGUCAAAUUGUCAUGAUUGUGACUUUAAGGAGGCUAACUGCUUUCAACGUUGGAUUUUUGAAACGUUGAAAAUCGAGAAAGGGCAAAACAAAGACCAAACAAUGUGAACUAACUUGAGCCAGUCUGACUAAUCUUUGGUGAUGAAAUUUAAAAUCAGUUUUAAUUAAAUUUUUCCCUCUUUUCUGUGUUUGAUGCUCAGGUGUCCAACACAUUAAACGACAGGACAUCGUGUUGAAGUGGGAGCUGGGCGAAGGGGCGUUCGGUAAAGUCUACCUGGCAGAGUGUGCAAACCUGAGCCCAGACAACGACAAGAUGCUGGUGGCCAUCAAGGUGAAUUAUUUUAUAGCCAUCACUUUAUUCCCAGAAAAUGUGAAUUUUCAACAGUAUGAAAAUGUCAUCGAGGAAAUAUGGCGGUGUGAUAUCUCCCCGAUGGAUGUUCUCUGUUUAUUUAAAGGUCUGCACAAAUUCAGCCUUUGUCUCUUUGGUUAUAGUGUUUGACCAAAUUAUGGCUAUGAUUGGAGUUUAUACUGUGGCAGCACCAUGUUUACUAACCUUCUGAAUCCUUCGCUGUUGACCACUGAAUAUGGAAGUACUGUAGAUCUCACACUGUGAAGAUCUUCUUACGUAGGGUGACCAUAUGUCCUCUUUUACCCGGACAUGUCCUCUUUUUGGGGGGCUGUCAGGCCUUGUCUGAGGAGUUUAUAAAAUCCUUCAAAUGUCCGGAGUUUUGUAUGGAAGUUUUAAGUUUGUGUUGCUUGGACUAACUGAGUUAGAAGCGUGCGAAAAAACACUCGACCCGACCCGAAAACCCCUCAAAAUUUACUAGGCGCGGCUCUGCGACUUCACCCCGCAUGGUAAUGUCCUCUUUUAGGGCAUUCAGAAUAUGGUCACCCUAUUCUUACAGAUAAUGUCACAGUGUCUUCAUGGUUUCAGCUGGAGGCAAAAAGAAGAAAAAUUGGAGGCAAACAGGUUCAGUUCAGGUUCAGGUCACUUUAUUAAUACCCAAAGGUAGAUUUGUUCUGCAGUGAAAUAAAGUGAUGAUGUCCAUUUAUACAGGUUACUGUAUAAGAAUAAAUAACGGUAAUUCUCCAAACCAUGAACGAUUUCAUUCCAAGUGGAAGGACUGGUUUUGGGCAAUCAUAACUAAAGUCUGCAAAGUGUGGAAAAGUAUGGAUUUCCAGGUCUCAAAAAGUGUGGUAAAUGAAAAAAAAAGGAUGGAAAAAUAUUCAGGUUUCCAGACUAUUACCUCAGUAAAAAAAAAAAAAAAACUGUUUUCUAAAAUAGAAAAGUCGGUAUUUCCAAAAAUAAUUCUGAAAAGUAGGGUAUAGAAAGGUAUGGAAAUUCCAACUGUGUAGGAACCCUAAUAGAUGGAUGAGAUUAUCUAUGAAAGAGUUGGAAUUACACUAUAAUAAGAAACUGGGGGAAACAUUUGAGGGAGUGAAUCAGAAAAUACAAACAGACCAAGUCAUCUGUGAGUAAACCGACACAUGCAUUUGCACACAUGCUUGAAUUAAAACUUAAAAAUACUCGUAGCGGCUCCUUUAAACAUACAGAAUAAACUCUGAUCAUUACAUGAGUGUGAUGAUCAAUAGCGGUGCACAAACACUGCAAAGGGACGAUGUGAAUGCUGCGUCCAUGUGGAGACAGUUGCUGGUUUCUCUUUUAUUAAAACCUUCCUGCUCUGAUAGAAAUAAAUCUGCUGCCUCAAUUUCUACGUUGGAAGUGGAUUCGCUCGGCGGUUGGCUUUAUUGAUGCCGUGACUCUCUGUAUGGAACCUUUGAUCUGCACUUAUUUCACUCACAGAAUGCUUUACAUUCGACAUCAAUGCACAGAUCUGGAGGGCAGAUAUGUACGGGAUUCAUCCACACACUCCAGGUGGAUUGUCGCUCAUAAAGGAAGCGCUGUGUACUAAAUGAGACACACGCUCUUCGUUUUGCCAUGUGAUAGAGCUACAUAUCAACGAGAACUGAUGCUGUGUUCAAACUAGUAUGUCUUAUUCAUCUAAAAGUAAGAUAUCUGCAGCAAAGCAGGCCGAGAGCUGGAGAAUCAGAUGGUGUGUGUUAGUAAAGCAGAGGGACAAAGCGAGCACAGACCAGGGGAGAGUCUCUUUGUCCUUGUGAGCUCUUCUCUGAUCUGACUUCAUGUCUUAGUCCGCUCAGGACCUCGUUGUCCUCUUUUAGCACAACCUCUCAACUGUCCACUAACUCCCAGACCAAAAUAUCCCAGCGAUAAAUAUGUCAUCCUAAGUACUCGAUACUUUACCAACAAGUGUCAAAGUAAGUACAGUGCACUUACGCUUAAAUCCUUUAUAUAGUGUCCUGAUAUAGCAUCCUGCGGUUUUAGAGUGAGAGGUCUUUGUUGAGGACUGCCUCAGGUGGUUUAAUACAGGGCUCAGGUUACAACAGGUUAAUGCGAAUAACCACAGAGAACAAAACAAGACGGAGAAUCUGACUCUGCUCGGAUUUAUCAGCCCAUUAAUCAGACGUCUGCUUUCACAGCGAAACUGCAUCAUCCGACCGUUAGAAAGACUCUGACCUGAUUUAUUCCCUGAAAUCCUCCUCUUCUAUUUCUGUAUCCUUCUUAAAACAUUACAGAGUUUUCAUGUUAAUAAUCACCUUUUGCGCUUUCAGACUCUCAAGGACGCCAACGAGUCGACCCGGCAGGACUUCCAGAGGGAGGCGGAGCUCCUGACGGUGCUCCAGCAUCAGCACAUUGUUCGAUUCUACGGCGUCUGUACCGACGGAGAGCCGCUGGCCAUGGUGUUUGAGUACAUGAGGCACGGAGACCUGAACCGAUUCCUCAGGUAUGAAGCUUAAUCUGCUGCAGGAGGGUCACAGUUUCCACCAAACACCUGUGUGUGUUUUAGUUUUGUAAUGAAGCUGUAGGGGUGCGACAGAACUAAAGACUUCUUUACUUUGCUGCUAAAAACCUGUUCAUGCUGCUCAUACUCGAUUUUACUUACAUUGUUACCCCCAAUUUUCACCGCAUCCGGAAUAGCAGCGAUUUUGAGCCGUCUGCCAAUUCCUACUGGAUCUGUUUGUGACAGAAGGAAUCGUGAGAACUCGCAAGAACCCGCCGAUUCAUGAUCAAUCGCGCGAUAACAAGUUGUCUCUAUAAAGACAAACAAAAGCAGUAGAUCGGGUCCUUCCUGAGGAGAAAAUCCACUUUUAGACUCCCAGAGUCUCCUCAUCCAUGGUGUCAUCAGGGUGGAAUGACGUCUGAAAACCUUUCACUUGUUCGUCCCCGCCCACGUUUGGAUGGCGUGAAAUAUAAGUGUUUUAUUUUGAAAAGAAGCCGGAUGUUUUAUUUUGUGUCUGUGCCCGACUUCCUGUCCAGCACGGGUUCAUCUGUGCUGAAUUUAUCCGCCAUGCUCCGGCGUCUGGAAAAAAUAGAACUCUUGCGAUCAGCUGAGGAGUUCGGCGAUCCGCAGAUGAACGGAAAGAAGUCGGUGGAAAUUGACACGUUAAUAUGAAUGGUUACGAUCAGCUGCUCCUGGAGGUACCGAGGUCCAAACGGAAGCUCAGAGGGGAUAGAUCUUUUUCUGUUGCAGCCCCAAAUUUAUGGAACGAGCUACCCCUCCAAAUUAGACAAGCCCCCACACUGUCCAUUUUUAAAACUCAUCUUAAAACCCAUUUUUAUUCAUUGGCUUUUAACCCUGCAUGAGACUCGGCUCCUGUUUUAGUGUUCUAUGGUUUGUUUUUAGUUAUUUGUUUCUAUGUUUUUAAAUUAGUUUUUAAAAAGCUAAAUUAGCUACAUUUUACUUUUAAUUCUGCUUUUAUUUUAUUUUGUUUUCUGAUUGUUUUUUAUCUUGUUGUUUGUCUAGUUAUGUACAGCACUUUGUUCAGCUGUGGUUGUUUUAAAGUGCUGUACACAUAAAGUUGAGUUGAGUUGAGUUGAGCCACGAUCGGUGGAUACGACCUUUUCGUAGUCGUUUCAGAUGUGGUGGAAGUUGAGGGUAACACUCUUUUGGAAAGGACAACUGGACUUAAUUGAGACGUUUCGCCUUAGCCUAAGUCAUGACCUACAUGACUUAAUUAUUGGGCCACAAAAUGUUCAUCACUAACAAUCAGUCCAUCAACCCGUUAGGACCAGAGUUCUCUGUCACCGUCUGAGUUAACCCUUUCCUGCCUCGCACCGAGAAGAGCCGUGUGCUUCUUUUCCACAAGAUCAGCGUCAGGUAUUUGUGUUUUUCAGCAGACAGAAACGGAGUCGUAUUUACUGAUAAACUGUUAAAACCUCUGAUAGAGCGGUGAGUGAAGAUCGUUCUCCGCCGCCUCGCUGAGCCUCGGCGAUGCGGAGGUCAAACCACAUCUUUACUGAGAGGUUAAACACACUCUUGAACCCAGCGGUCACCGUGUGUAUCUGUGGGUUUUGUGUGUUUAAGUAGAGGUGUGAAAAGGUCGUACCGCCACAAAACCUCCAGGAAAACUUUGGAUAACAGCAACAAUGGCGGUGUAGGAGACGGUUCAAAGGAGAUGAAUGGGUUAGUCAAGACGCUUUCAGUGAGGAGAUGGACGUAAAUCUCAGACGCAUGAUAAACAGAGAGAAACAGAAACGGUUUGUUGAGGUUAAAGCACCAAAGAGAUGGGUUAGGAGUCAAGAAAAUACUUUUUAAUUCAACUUAUUCAAAAGAAAACAUGAUACAGUCUUUAAAUUUUUUAUUUCGUGGUUUAAAACUCCAAAAACACGAGAACAACAACAGAUGAUGGUAAAAUAUCUGCAGCCAGAGAGAGAAAGAGAGAGCGCCGUUUGUGCAGAAUGACUUCUUCUGUGUUUUGUUUCACUGAACUUCUGCAGCCUGUUUGGUGCAGAUCCUCCUUAGACCAGCUUUCAGGACUCUCAACCACUCUACUUAAAUUAGAGGUCUAUCAGGUACUCUGCAUUUAACUGGUUUCAUUCUUCCUAGUCUCAGCAAUCACCUGUGGUGUACAGCAAGGUUCAGUUCGAGGCCUGACUUUUAUUUUAUUUAAAUGCUGCCCCCCUCGCCAAAUAAUCCAGUCGUCUUUCGUUGCUAUGCAGACGACACACUGAUAUACCUUCCCCUGAGACCUGAGGACCCUGGAGGCCCAGCUGCAGUCAAAAACUGUCUCAGUGAUAAACUAUAUGCUUAAGGUCCCUCUCUGAUCAUUCUUUUUUCUACUUGAAGUGUUCUCAGUGGUCUUUAAAUUGUGAUUAUGAAGUUUUUCACCAAAAUCACAUUACCUGGGUCAUUUUGAAAGGCUUUUCUUCUGCAGAGCUCCAGUAGAUCAUUAGCAGUUCUCUGAGUCAUGAGCGGAGACAGCGCUGCUCUGCUCACUGGUUUUCACGCUAGCUUGCAGCCUAAAAUUGCCUGUGCAGUAGAAGUGGCAGGUAACAUAGGAGAUAUUCAGCUAUCGGACACUAAUGACUUUGUGGACAUGAUGAAUGUUAAUAUCAUAAUUAUCUUUCUUACGAGCAUUACAAUCUGCUAACGCACACACUUGUUCUGUGAUCGUCCUCUCUACUUCUCCAAGUCUGGCCUGCAGAGCGGGGCUACGGGGGCGGAGCUUUGAUCAGUAACGUCGGAAAUCUCACUGUUUCCGAACCUGCCGUUUGGGUCUGCCAGAGAUUCACCGAGAUUUUAAUAAAGAAAUACUCAGAAAAGCAAUUUCUCAUUUAGUUUUCUCAUGAUAUGUCCUGUAGCAUCAGAAAAAUGCCGUUUGAACACAAAGACAACAAGAAAAACAUGAUUUUCAUCAGAGUGGGUCUUAAACUGAAGACCCACAGAUAGAAAUUUGGACGAUUUGCUUUUAGUUUCUUUAGGUAUCUUCUUUUACUGUUUGGCUGAAUCUUUCAUGGGUUUUUGUUUUUCAUACACUUUCUAAAUCCCUGUUUUUAUAUAAUAAUUACGAUCAGUGCAGCCCUGGUCAAGUGGGAUUACUUUAAUAUGAGCUUAGUCUCUUUUCUAGUGCUCUUAGACUUUCUCUGUCUCGGUACUUUGUUCAGACCAACAUUUUCAGGUCCCCAGAGGAACAUUUUUUGUUGCCAUGGCAAAGAAAAAAUACAUUAAUAUGAUUUAUUUUUUACUUUCUGCUCUCUGUGAUGCAUCUUAAACAUCCACCGUACAAAAGUCGCUCCAUUCCCCCCUAAAAAGUCUAUAAUUUGCUGACUGUAUUUAUUAUUUCCCUCUCUUCUCUGUGUGUAUCAUCCUUUCGCCAAAGUCGGCUGAAUGCACCGCUGUAUGGAGUCCCUUUUCCUCAUAAACUAAUAAACAGAGUCUCACAGAGCGUGUCAAGGCUCAUGGCGAAUAUCUUAUUUACACAAUGUCCUCAUUUAAUGAAAGCAGAGAGACUCACAUCCAAAUAAUGCAGAUUUUUGAUUCGAAUACCUGUGGACGCAGCAGAUAGCUUAGCCUUGACGCAGAUCCACGCUGAAUGAAACUGAUCUGAAUCCAGAGCACAUGAUGCAGGAAAUCGGCUCAUCAUAAACAUAAAAUGACUUAAAGUCGUAAUCUGACGUUAGAGAGCGAACAAAGAGGACGGAGUUGACCUACUAAAGCUCACUCAGCACCUGGGAAACCAUCUGACAGACUCUCAGAGCAGACGCCGCUGAUGCUGUCUGCCAGGUGUCCUCCACGGGAGACAGAUUGGGGAUGAAAACACACACAAGCAAACAUACACACACCCACUCUGCCUGAGAUAUAUGUCCAGCGAUGGAUGGAAAAUCGCAUUUCCAGCAGACAGGACGGGGAGAGACGUCUGAGGGCCCCCACAAUGCAGCUGCUAUCCCACCCUGCCACCUGCCUGCUAAACUAAUAGUGAUUACAGAGUCAACUUCCUUUGUAAGGAGUGCAGAGGAGAGAUAUUAGGAUGGAUGGAGACACAUCAGCUGUGAUUUGCUCAUUUAGGCCGCAGUGAGACGUGUGAGUGGGUGUUUAUAAUCCUCGAAACCAACUGAGAGUCAAUUUGCUCUGCAUCUCCCAAUCACAUUAUCGCGAAUCAAUUGUAGGCGAAUAACAAGCCCCAUGUUUCUAUUUGCUGUUAAGUGGCUUUAUUACGGCGUGGUCGAGAGCUCGUAUAUGUCAGAAGUGUUCACUCGGCAGAUUGCACGCUGAGGUCAUUGCCCUUCAGGUCACCCGAGGCUGAUCCUGGAGUUAUCAAGAUACCGGGGGUGAGAUUAUUAACCCGAUCAGCCAAUGAGAUCAGAGGAGGAGAGCAGAGAGCGGCAUGUCCUGUUUCUUACAAAUAAAGACGUUUGUGGUCAAACAGACGACGUAACCCUCUAAAGAGGUCAGGAGCUCGGCCCAGAAACCAGUUCAGUCCCAAAAACACCUGAAAAAACACACACAAGGGAAAUACUCAUAGUUUAAUAUUCCAGUUUUUCAUCUCAUGACCAUCUUGGCCAUAAAUUCUCAUGAUCGUGAGAUUGUUGUGAUAUUUAUAGAAAACUCAGCGAAUGAUUGUUUGUCGUGCUUUUAUUUUAUCUUACAUUCAGGUAGUUUUAUGGUAAAAUUAUGCUUUAAUUUUGAAGUACGCUACAAAACUCAAUACUGAAUAAAAACGGUUUAACAAACGGUUUGAAAGUAUAAAUAUAUCCCAAAUUAGUAACCUGGAGAGACACGAGCUCUUGUGGUGGUUUUGGACUCACAAUAAUUGUAUUUUUAUCUCACUGUACAACUUUGGAAACUUUGUGUUUGCUUAAACCAUACUCCGCCCUCAGCCCCGUCUUUUGUCUGUCCAAUCAGGAAGUGUCACCCAGCAGACAGAUAAGAAAAGAGAAAUUAAUUCACACAAACAAUGUAAACUAAACGUGUUCAUCCAGAAAACUAAGUGUUUCUAAAGUUCUAAUAAACCAGUUUUAAACAAGACAAACUAUAAGUGUUGUAUGUAAUUUAAGUAACUGAAUAUGUGGUCAUGGUGUUUGUGACUGUGGACCCGACCAUCACAUUUAUCAUCUCAUUUAUCAUGAGCAGGAAAAGGGAAUCAAACCUGGACCGCCUACAUAUGUGGGCCAAGAGUCAUUUCCUGUCUAGUUCAUUAUGAACCCUCCAGAUCCUUGAACGGACUUUAACUGAGUUUCUUUUUUUGGGGGUUGAUUUUCAAAGUUGUUUCCUCGUACUCUCUUAAGAGUCUCUCAGAAACGGGGAUUAAAAUCCAGCAGCUUUCACUCAAACACACUCCUGUUUUUCCUUCGUGUGUGUGUGUGUGUGUGUGUGUGUGUGUGUGUGUGUGUGUGUGUGUGUGUGUGUGUGUGUGUGUGUCACCUGUAGAGCUCACGGCCCGGACGCUCGUAUCCUGGAGGAGACCAAGAUGCCUCCUCUGGGUCAGCUCACGCUGCCUCAGAUGCUGCACAUCGCCGCACAGAUCGCCUCGGGGAUGGUCUACCUGGCGUCCCUGCACUUCGUCCACCGUGACCUGGCGACCCGGAACUGUCUUGUGGGGGAGGGGCUGGUGGUCAAAAUCGGGGACUUUGGCAUGUCCAGAGAUAUCUACAGCACAGAUUACUAUCGGGUAAGAAAGUUGAAGAAAAGCAACAAAUGAACUACAGUUUAAGACCGAGUGUGGACUGUACAAGGUCGUGAGACUGGGAGAAAUGAGCUUCAUAGACCGGGUUUAGAGCUCGAUCAGUUCUGCUGUUAUAGUUUAGUUUAGCUUUGGAGUUUUGAGCUGUAACCACUCCACGGGGUCAAAUGUGUGAACUUGUGGUGAAUUUUCAAGAUGGAGUCAGAGGCAAAUCUACGAGUUUGUUUGCUGCAAAACAAAGACAUUCAAACUUUCAGCUGGACAUGAAGUUAGUUCAUGUUGUUUCUUUGAGUUCAACACGAGUCAUUUAAGCUGCGUUCCAGUUAUCUUGGAAGUCGGAUGUUGGAGCUGAGAAUGACGUCACACCCGAGUUGACGGCGUUCCAGUUAACAAGUCAGAAAACCAAGAUGGACGCCUACUGUUAGCCAUUGUUAGCAGUCGUUACUUGUUGUUAGCUAUACCAGUUGUAAAAAACGCUAUAUUUUAUUUUACUCUACAAACAUCAUAGCACCGUGUUCGCAGUUAGACGUUGGGCAGUACAACAUAUACUAGAGUGACCAUACAACGUCUUUUAUCUGAACAUGUCCUCUUUUUGGGGGCUGUCAGGGUUUGUCUGAGGAAGUUUAUAUAAUCCUUCAAAUGUCUGCAGUUUUGUACUUAAGUUUUAAGUUUGUGUCACGUGGACUUACUGAGUUAAAGGUGCGUAAAAGACACUCGAUCCGACCCGAAAAACUCAAAAUUAACUUUGUGCGACUCUAUGACUCCGCCCCGCGUAGUUGUGUCCUCUUUUCAGGAAGUCAGAAUAUGGUCACCCUACAUAUACGACUGAUCUAAUUUCACAAAAACAAAACAGAAGUGCUGAUAAAUAAAACAUUACAAGAGCUUUCACUGUUACGCUUUACUGUUGAUGCACUGCGCUGCCAUCUUGGAUUAUGACGUUGUCGUCAAGUCGGGGUUGGUGAAGAUCGUACGACUUUCCGAGUCGGAAAUCCAACUUCAGGGGGGCGUUCUAGAUGAAUUUCCAACUCUGAGCUCCCGACUUCCGAGGACAACUAGAACACAGCAUAAGUGAGUGUCUGACUUUUUAAUUGGAUCGUGAACAAAUUUUCAUUAAAAAUUAGAUUCUCGUUUGCAAAGUUUGGUGUUUGAUUAUGAGAGUCAAAGAGGAUUGUGUGGCGUUUGCAGCAUUUUAACUUCUCUUCGACACCAGAGGUUGUUGAUUUGAAAUAAGUAAGAAAAGCAGCAGAGUUACACACCAGGACUUCAGGGCAUCAGUGUCUUUUUGUGAAACAGGCGGGAACAAGCGAUCCAAAAAUGGGAUACUUAAAUCCGCGGGGGUCUGAGACGUCUUGUAAGUUUGACAAACUUGAAAAAGGAACAUUUUUGCAGAGAGAGGAUGCUCUAACUCAACUUCAUCUCAUUUUUGAAAGCUGCUCUCCAAGUUUGUGAUGUUUGAACCAGUAAAGAUCACAUGGAGAAAUCAAUGUGAGCUGUGAGAAGCCAUUGAGGCAGAAAGCGCUGUUUGCCUUUGGUUUGUUUUGUUAGCGGGAGGCUUUGAAAGAAGACGGAGCUGCCGAACUUUUCAGAGCGCUUUAAGGACUCUUGACAAACUCCUCGGCUGAUAUUGUAAGAGGGCUGAGCCACACUUCCAUUCAGAGGGCUGUUGUUGUUGUCGUCGUCGUCGUUGUUGUUGCUGAGAUAGUCUGCCGUCUCUUGAUUUUUAUCGGUCAGAGAGGAGAAGUUGGAGAGUCUGAUAUCAGUGUUUUAUUAUUAGGAGAGUUUUUCAGUGUUUUUUACAUACUGUGGAGACUUUUUGUCGCUUUAACAGAAAAUUAUUGAUUAUUUUUUUGCACAGUGAGGACUCAGAGAUGCUCAAAACUGGAGUCGAUAUUCCUCCAUGUGUCUUGUAAUCUUUUGUCUUACUGUUAGGAUUUUAGGAGGUUAGUAACAGUAUUAGAUCAUGAAUCACAACCUUUGCUCCUUCACUGUGUGAGCGACAUAUUCUGUUUUCAACCUAACAAAUGAAAAGUGGUGCACUUCACGCUCAUUUCAUUUUUAUUACUGCACAGAUUUCCUCUUUGGUAGAAGAGUUAACAAUAAAACAUUCAUUCCUUCGUUUUACCUUUAACAUUUUCGUGUUUCAUUCUCCGUUUUUUCAGCUAAAAUCGAUGAAGCACUCCUCUGAGAGGUCUUUAAUUUAUCAGAACAGGUCAAGUAGAAAACAGAAGCUGAAUUCUUUUCUUUUUGUCCAGUUGAAUUAAAGAACAAACUGAAUUGAGGCAUUUUCAGAUUAUAAAGCCCAUAUUGUUGUGUUGUCUCUCCCUCGCAUUGAUUCGGAGCAGCUCUUCAGGUUAGUCAUGGGUGGUUCAAGGAUGAGGGGAGGUCUGCAGUAUUAGUCAGUAAAUAAUUAAGGUAUUAACAAAGCUAAAUGUUUUACCGUCGACCUCAAAACUCGUUAUGUAAUACAGAUUUCUUUCUUUGUGUUCGCCCGCGUUCAUUUCCUCGUCUUUGUGCUCAGGUGGGCGGACGUACGAUGCUGCCGAUCCGCUGGAUGCCGCCGGAGAGCAUCAUGUACAGGAAGUUCACCACAGAGAGCGACAUCUGGAGCUUCGGCGUGGUCCUCUGGGAGAUCUUCACCUACGGCAAACAGCCCUGGUACCAGCUGUCCAACAGUGAGGUGGGUCAGAGGUCAAACCUGAACUGCCUCUGAUAACUUUUGGGACUUGAGUGAAUCACACAGCUUCUACUUUAACACGGAGAGGGUAGUGUUGGGCGGUAUGAACAAAAUCUUAUAUCAUGGUCUGAGUAAUUUCAUAUCACGGUAACAGUUUAUAUCACAGUAUGUUUUUCCUCCUGUAAAUUCAAUUAAUGUCUUAAAAAUCACCAGACUGUCGCGUUUGUUUUAAACUCUGAUUUGUAAACAAAUGCAAACAAAAUCUCAGACCAGUCUGGUGAUUAUUUAUCAUAUGGCGUAACUUUGGGGAAAGACUCUGUCGAGCUCUUUUAUAUGAGAGGAGCUGCUGCAGGUUUAGUUUUUGGUGCAGCAGGUGAGACACGCAUCUUUUUGCUCUCAUAGUAGAGUUUGGCAUGUUUCAUUUUUAGGUGGUGGAAGAGGUUGUUGGUGUUUCCUCCUCCAGCAAUGACAGCCACACGACACUCUUUGCAUAGUUUUUUUUUUUUUUGAUCAUUGUUGGAUUUUCUAAAUCUGAAGAAUCUUCAGACAACCAAUGUUGUGACUCGCGCCCUUUUUUGGAAGGAGUUCCUUUUCUCAUGUUGGGUGGGUCAGGAUGCCUCCGUUUGCUCAGUACUGCCACUAAUCUCCACCAUGACCACCACCAGUGAAGCUGCUUCUUCUUCGUCGAAACUAUGCCAAGCAGUGUGUUGGACACGCUGGUGAAUAUACUGAAACAAACCCAAACGUUUGUGCUCCGGCUUUCUCGUCAGCGAGCGUAGACAACUCCACACUGACUCAGAGAGACGCAGCAGACAUCUGCUCUCUCUUCUCUCUCUUUGGUAUAAACAGUAGAGCAAAAUUUCUACCUGUAGACACUUUUAUUCCGUCACACAGAAUAUACCGUCAUACCGCCCAACACUAGUAAAGAACAAAAUAAAGACUGCUUUAUUCAUGUUUGAUGCAAACCAAAAAUUCCUGACAGAGUAUUGAGUUACAUACUGUAGAAUCUACAGGAAAUACCAUACUUUUUUAAAUUUUCAAAAUAAAAGCACGGUUUCUUAUUACAGGCUGUGUGUAAGUAAAGCAGAGGGACAGAGUGAGCUUAGAGUGUGAAUGUCAGGGCAGAGUUUAUAUCUCACUCGGUUUUAAUAACAAAAAAAUAAUCACCAAAAAUUACCCUUAAAUCAAUAACUAGUUGUGAUUUUAAGUACCAAUCUUAGUAAUCAUAAUUAUUUUGACCGUAACUGUGCAGCUCUAAUCAGGAACAAGGUUGUUUAUAAACUGUGAUUUUAAAGACCCGGUUUGAGGGUGGUAGGUGCAAGACCAGAAAAUUGGCGACAAGCUGAAGAAAAAAUCUUUGUUUGUUUCAUUUUCAAUUUUAAAAGAAAGCAACAGAAAAGCUUUAGAGAAAGUUCUACAAAUAGAAAGUUGCUCAUCGAGGCUUUAAAUGGUCCAACUUCAAACUGUGAAAGUGCAAAAACCCUAAACCUGCAGUCCAAAACAUGAUCCUCGCAGGUUUUAGAGAAAAGCUUUUGCCGCUGAAGUUUUCCAGCCUCUGCACUCUUCAACUAAUCAAUAAAUUCAUAGUAAUUAAGGCCGGGGCAGUCUAGCCUUUUGAGCUCCAGCACCAAGAAGUGGGACUCCAUCGUGACCACAGCGAUGCUAUUAAAGGCCCAAACCCUCUCUCCUUUCCACAGAAGGGUAGAUCACUUUUCUCACCCACUCAAUUCUAAUCUAAUUGGCUCUCAUUUUUGCCCCGGGCCAAUGAGCUUUAACCUCGUUAAUCUAAUCUGUCUUGACCAAUGAGGGGCAGGUGAAAUUAUCAUGUUGCCUAAACACGCCAUGGCGGAGAUAAAUCAUCCCAAAAUACUGACAGGCGGCUGGUUGGAGUGUUUUUCUGUGGAGUGACGGGCCUUUUUGGUGUGCAGUCUCUCAGCACCGUCAGACCUUUUCUGUCUGCUGGAUGAGGUCAAGGUUAACAGCGGGAAAGAGACCGAGUCAGUCACUCUUCAUGAGGAGAGCGGAGUGAAAUCCUCUCUCAUCAUCGACAGGGGUUCAUUCACCGAGCCGAGAGAGUGUGUGAACUCAAUCAGUCAAAGUAGCUAUUAGAGUCGGAGCUGGAGGCCAUUCAGAUUUUAGCUGCUCUUAAGGUCUGUGCUGAUGGAGGCCAUCUUUAAAUCUGUAUAAAAUAAGACCGCAGCAAUAAAAACUAACGAGUUAAUUCAGGUUUUGUUGUCCUUGUUGGAGCGUUUACAGGAUUUCCCAGGGUGCAUUUUAACACUCUCAGUGUGAGGUCUAGUUUUUGAGAGUCUCAACGCUUUCUUAGAAAACUGGUAAUAAAAAUAUCUGGCAGCAUCUCUUUCCUGUAAAUAUGUUUGUGAUUGUCACUUUCGAAUUCUAAAAGAUGAAACUGGGAGUGAGAGAAAACUAGCGACUGUGUUGACCCAGAUAUAAAAACAGGAUUUUUCUGUCACAUACACCCGAAAAUGUGGGAAUAAUUAGCCUCCGCAGCAUUUUGAAGGUAAUAUGGUAAGUCUGUAUUAAUGUUGGGUUUACUGGAAGGACAUCCAGGGGGCAAUUUGAGCCAUGAAAUUUACUGCAAAGGCAUCCAGAGGUCACUUUUAUCACAUAUUUAUACUGGGAGGACAGAGGGCAGUUUGAGCCAUAAAAAUUACUGGAAGGACAUCCAGAGGCCACUAUUAUCACAUAGUUAUACUGGAAGGGCAUCCAGAGGGCACAUUUUAACAUAUUGCACCCUGGAAAUGCACCCAGAUGGAUCUUUUUCACAUUUUGACACUGGAAGGACAACCAGGUAUUUGUUAGGUUUUUUUUGUUUUUGUUUUUUUACUAUCAGAAGAGACGCUAGAGAAACCUGUUUAGUUUUAUAGUGCACUUUGACACAUUUAAUCAACUGGAAGGACAUCCAGAGAGCUUUUUUACUAUUAGGGGAUGUUCUAGGGGGGACUUUUUUAGUUUUAUGUACCUAAAGGAAAUCCAGAGGGAACUUUUAUCACAUAUAUACUGGAAGGGCAUGCAGAGGGCAGUUGUUCCCACAUUAAUAAUAUAGUGGUAGGAGAUUCAAUAGGCUUUUUUAAAUUUCAAACUCUGGAAGGACAUCCAGAAGAAACCUUUUUAACAUUUUAUCAAUGAAGGGCAUCCAGAGGUUAUUUUUGUGAUUGUUCUUUAGGAGGUUAUCUGUGUGGCACUUUUAUGUUUAAUCAACUAGAAGUGUUUUUGAAGUUAUACAUACUAAGAGGCCAUAUAGGGGGCACUCCUUCACCAAUUCAUGUUCUUGAAGAGUAUCCAGAGGUCACAUUUUUACUAUAAAGAAAAGACAUCCUUAUAGUAAUAUUUAAUGGUUCAUCCACUUGAAAAGUAUCCAGAGAUAACAGUUUUUUUUUUUUUUUUUUGCAUGGAAGGGCAACUAGAGGCACAUAUUUAGCAUUUUUUCCCCAUUUUGUAUCCUAGUAGGGCGUCCAGAAAAAAAAACUUUCACAUUAAAUGCACUGUGAGUGUAUACAGGUGUCUUAUUUAAUCAACUGGAAGGGUGUCUAUGAAGCACUUUCUGAGAUUUGUAUCCUUGGAAGGACAUCCAGAAGGUGAAUUUAACAUUUUUUAUAAACUGGAAAAACAUCCAGGGGGCAUUUUUUAGGGUUCACAUCCUGCAAAGACCUCCAGAAUACACUUUACCACAUCACAUGUUGCAUUUUAAAGGUCAGUGCUUUAGUGAAGGUGAACAAAGUGCGACAAGAGAUUUUAAAAACUGUGAUUUUGAAUAUUUGAGUGAGAGUUUAGAACUUUGGAGUCAACAAUAAUAAUAAUCAAUAAACAAUAAUCACAUUUGAGCAGGUAUGUUGUGAAAGUUUCAUUUGUAGAGGUUUUGUUGCAGCAGCUUCUUCUUCAUCUAAAGGAUUUUUGGAAACCUUUAAAAAGGUGAAAAUCUUUUUUGUUGUAAAAUACAGAACCGAGUUUUUAAGAAUAGAAAAACAAAGAAAAGUUUAAUAAAAAAAAGUUCCUCCAAAGACCAUGAAUACAACAGGGACGAGAAAGUUUCUGCAAAGAGACUUUUUUUUUUGUUCAAUUAAGACCCACAAAAGGAAAAGUGUCUUUUGUACAGAGAACUGAAACACCAGAAACAGAGAGAUCAGAACCUGGACCGUGAGACUUAUUUAGCGCCAAGAAACCUUGAACCGUUUCUUGAUUUAAUGACAGAGGGGAACUUUCUACACAUUCUCUCAAUCUUUCAUAUUAAGGUGGUCAAGACAAGAGGAGGAAAUGUUGGUCGGUCAGGUGUGAGUGAAUGAAUCUCUGAAUAAUUAUCAUGAAAUCACUUGUGCUGUAAGCUGUAGGUUAGAGAGUCUCUGACAGAAUCGUGGACUCCUUUGUCAGAUGACUAAAGAAAAGACUGAGCUCAGGGUCAACUUGAUUAGAAAAUACUGAGAGCAGAUUAGAUCAAACCUUGAGAACUAGUCGUUUAAGAUUUCUGAAAAAGUUUCUGAAAACUUUGAUCUAAGAAAUUCAGGGUUUUUCUGAUCUGAGAAAAGCACGGCUGGAAUGAAAGAAAGAUAAACUAUAAAAGACAUUUUCACAUGCGGAGUUUAGACUUCAGACUUGUUUUCAUUUUGCACUUGAAUUGCUAAUUUGCCUCAGUAAGUGGUCAUUUACUGAGGCGUAUCAAGGAGUCAGAGUGGUUUCAGACACGAAAAUAAAACAAACAGAAAUAAUCAGUUUCUUUGUUGAUGGUCAUAAAGAGGCUUCAGUAUUUAAUUUACAACUUUUAAAAUCACUCAUAGAAGCUCUAAACAAAAGCAACUGUGCACAACUUUCAGUUUGUGUGAAAUCUGGCGCCCCCUGUGGACAAAGUAUGUAUUAUUUUUAAAAGUUUUUAUUCUGAUCAGGUUAAUUAAACUCAGUUUUUUCUUCUUGUUUCUCUUUUGUUUAAAUAUACAUAUCUUCAUAAAUGUUUGUUUCUGUUUUGCUUGUUUUGUUUGUGAUAAAUUGAGCCUCAGUUUUGAUUUUUUCUCAUAAUUUCUCUUUAUUUUCUUGGAAUCGUUGAAUAAAAAUACUCACUUAAACCUGUUAAUACAUUAUUCUAAAUUCCCUCCUGUAGGCCAUUGAAUGCAUCACUCAGGGUCGGGAGCUGGAGAGGCCUCGCACCUGUCCUAAAGAGGUCUACCUGCUGAUGCAGGGCUGCUGGCAGAGAGAGCCUCAGCAGAGGAUGGUCAUCAAAGACAUCCACAGCCGUCUGCUCUCUCUGGUCAAGAACCCGCCGGUUUACCUGGACAUCCUGGGCUGA